UUUUUUUUUAACUGUUUAUUGUUCCUUUUUUUGUUUUUGUUUUAAUAUAUCAAGAUGAGUGAGAAUAAUAGAACCUUGGAAGCUAUUAAAUAUACUAGAGGAGAUCUUCGUAUUCUAAAUCAACUCGUUCUACCUCAUGAAACUAUUUAUGAGACAAUCGCUAAUGUACAAGAUGGUCAUGCAGCUAUCAAGACAAUGAAAACUCGUGGUGCUCCUGCAAUUGCUAUUGUAGCUGCAUUAUCUUUAGCUGUAGACGUUAAUAAUCGUUUUAAAAAUGGGGAAUUUACAACAGUUGAUCAAGUUGUUCAAUUUUUAAAUCAAUCACUAGAAUACCUCAAGACUUCUCGCCCAACAGCUGUCAAUUUGUUUGAUGCUGCUGCUAAACUUUCAAAAUUAAUUAAUACAACAUCUUGUAAUAUUCAGGAUCCUGCUAUAGUCGUUGAGACUUAUAUUGGAGCAGCUGAACAAAUGUUGAUAGAUGAUGUUCAAGACAAUAAAAACAUUGGCAAAUUCGGUGCUCAGUAUAUUAUGGAACAUGCGAAAAGCAAACAAAUUAGUGUUUUAACACAUUGUAAUACAGGAUCAUUAGCUACAGCUGGCUGGGGAACUGCUUUAGGUAUCAUUCGUGACCUUCAUGCAAAUCAUCAACUUCAACAUGCUUAUUGUACUGAAACUCGACCUUACAAUCAAGGUUCUCGUUUAACUGCUUAUGAACUUGUUUAUGAAAAUAUUCCCGCUACUUUGAUUUGUGAUAACAUGGCUUCUGCUCUCUUGAAACAGAAGCCUGAUGUACAAGCCAUUGUGGUAGGUGCUGAUCGUGUGGCUGCUAACGGUGACACGGCUAACAAGAUUGGUACAUAUCAAUUGGCUAUUACAGCCAAAUAUCAUGGUAUUUUAUUUAUUGUUGCUGCACCUUCUACUUCCAUUGAUUUAAAUACAAAGAAUGGUGAUGCUAUCGUAAUCGAACAACGUCCUCCUGAAGAAUUAGUGACAGUAUCUGGUGUUCGUGUGAGUGAUAAUGUACCUACUAGUGUUCGUACAGCAGCUGAAAAUAUUGGUGUUUGGAAUCCUAGUUUUGAUGUUACACCUGCUAGUUUGAUUUCUGCUAUCGUUACUGAAAAGGGAGUUGUUGUUAAAAAAGAAGGAGAAGAUGAAUUUGAUAUGACUUCAUUCCUUAAUAAUUAGAUCUAAUAAAUAUAUAAAUUGUACAUUUUAUAAAGUAAUCAAUUACAAGAAGCAAAAAAAAAAAAAAAAA
This is a messenger RNA of Cokeromyces recurvatus, 1255 nucleotides long. Its product is annotated as S-methyl-5-thioribose-1-phosphate isomerase. NCBI's taxonomy places the organism in Eukaryota, Fungi, Mucoromycota, Mucoromycetes, Mucorales, Mucoraceae. The transcript has 2 exons. The coding region runs from base 55 to 1185 and encodes 376 amino acids. The record is from RefSeq and is a predicted model, not a curated record. Gene Ontology annotation, molecular function: S-methyl-5-thioribose-1-phosphate isomerase activity.